AUGAAUACAGCUUCUACACAUUUCGUUCCACCGAGAAGGUUUGAAAUCUACGAGCCUCUCAACCAAAUCGGUAUGUGGGAAGAGAGUUUCAAGAACAAUGGAGGCAUGUAUACGCCUAACUCUAUCAUCAUCCCUGUAAACGAAAAACCAGACAGCCUGUCUGAGGAAACUUCUCCGGGAACAGAAGGAACUCCUCACAAGUUUGACCAAGAAGCUUCCACAUCUAGAAAUCCUGAUAAGAUACAGAGAAGGCUUGCACAGAACCGCGAGGCAGCUAGGAAAAGUCGUUUGCGCAAGAAAGCUUAUGUUCAGCAGCUAGAGACAAGCCGGUUGAAGUUAAUUCAUUUAGAGCAAGAACUCGAUCGUGCUAGACAACAGGGGUUUUAUGUGGGGAAUGGAGUUGAUACAAAUGCUCUUGGUUUCUCAGAUAACAUGAACUCAGGGAUUGUUGCAUUUGAGAUGGAAUAUGGACACUGGGUGGAAGAACAGAACAGGCAAAUAAGCGAGCUAAGAAGGGUUUUACACGGACAAGUCAGUGAUGUAGAGCUUCGUUCGCUGGUUGAUCAUGCAAUGAAACAUUACUUUCAACUCUUCCGGAUGAAAUCAGCCGCUGCUAAAAUCGAUGUCUUUUACAUCAUGUCCGGAAUGUGGAAAACUGCAGCAGAGCGGUUUUUCUUGUGGAUAGGCGGAUUUAAACCCUCAGAGCUUCUCAAGGUUCUGUUACCGCAUUUUGAUCCUUUGACGGAUCAACAACUUUUGGAUGUGUGUAAUCUGAGACAAUCAUGUCAACAAGCGGAAGAUGCAGUGUCUCAAGGUAUGGAGAAACUGCAACAUACAUUAGCAGAGAGUGUAGCAGCUGGGAAACUCGGUGAAGGAAGUUAUAUUCCUCAGAUGACUUGUGCUAUGGAGAGAUUGGAGGCUUUGGUCAGCUUUGUCAAUCAGGCUGAUCAUCUGAGACAUGAGACAUUGCAACAGAUGCAUCGGAUCUUGACCACGAGACAAGCGGCUAGGGGAUUGUUAGCAUUAGGCGAGUAUUUCCAACGGCUAAGAGCUUUAAGCUCGAGUUGGGCGACUCGGCAACGUGAACCAACGUAA
Messenger RNA from Microthlaspi erraticum, 1095 nucleotides. Lineage: Eukaryota; Viridiplantae; Streptophyta; Magnoliopsida; Brassicales; Brassicaceae. The record is from the annotation of a GenBank genome assembly.